This is a messenger RNA of Dimorphilus gyrociliatus, 721 nucleotides long. NCBI's taxonomy places the organism in Eukaryota, Metazoa, Annelida, Polychaeta, Dinophilidae. The record is from the annotation of a GenBank genome assembly.
AAUGACGGACGAUCCUGAAAUUGUAAUUUUUGAACGGGACGACGAUACACACUUUAUAGAUUUUCGAAUUAAAAAAGAAGGUGGAGAUGAUGUUGAAUUGAGUGAAAAAGACUUAGCUGCUGUCUAUGAUCCUAUGCUAUUGACGGAUGAGGAAACAGACAGCAGCAUUGAUAGAAAACCGAAGCCGACGGUGAAAAGAAAGAAAAAGAAAAAAAAAGAAAAACCUCAGUCGGGAAAAAAAGUUUCUAGAAGAAAAAGAGGAAAAACUUUAGAUCCUGAUAGGCUCUACGAAAUAGUUGACAGACUUACACGUUCAACAGCGGCUUCUAGAGCAAGGGAAACACUUUCAGCUCCCAUUAUAGCUCCGGUACCUCCACCAAGUUCAGCAAAGUUAAAUUUGAAAUUACCAAAGGAUCGUAAGUCGUCAGCAGAUACGUCGUCAAAUCGUCAACUAGCGAGGCCAACCACCUGCAAAGAGGCAGUUAAUAGAUUAUCAAGUCCCACUAAAAGAGGAGUGCCUGAAUCGAAAAGAGUGCUCGCGCCUAUAGAUAGGCGACAAAUCGGACAUGUGCAAGUAUGGAAUCGUAGUGUUCGCUAUUCAAAUAGUGUAAGAUUAGGCUUUGAGAACAUGAAAGAAACGGUACGAAACUGCACGAAUAAAUUAGACGCUCUACUUAUUUCGAAUACGAAAAAUAAUCUGCACCCUACUAUGAGCUCUUAG